Cercospora beticola is the source of this 2738-nucleotide messenger RNA. Its product is annotated as ankyrin repeat domain-containing protein. The record is from RefSeq and is a predicted model, not a curated record. Gene Ontology annotation, molecular function: protein binding. NCBI's taxonomy places the organism in Eukaryota, Fungi, Ascomycota, Dothideomycetes, Mycosphaerellales, Mycosphaerellaceae.
GUCCCUUGAGAGAUCAACUGUCGAAGAUGGCACCUAACAAGAAGGAGACCCUGCUUGAGCAGUGUACGGGAGUCAUUGCCAUUGGCAAUGGCAUUGCCGUACACAUCCUCGAGUAUCUCUCCAUUGUCAAAGAGGCGCCCCAUGGCUUCAGAGAGAUGGCCAUCGAAUUCGUCGAGACAUCACGAGCUUUAUUUCCCGCCAAAGCUGGUCUGGCACGUUCAUCAGCCAAAUUUCAACCCGACGUCACGGCACAACUCUCACAAAAGUUCCAGUUGACGAAAAAUGCUUUCAUCGUCCUGGACCAGGUCGUCAACAAGUUUCUCGGCAACGAGAAGAAGCAGACUUUUGGCAAAUUCGGAAAGGGCUUCCGAAUGAUGUUCGCGGAUUCAGAGAUUGAAAAGUUACGCCUUUCCCUCAAUCAAUGCAAGGCCGAGUUGAGCAUCAGCACAUUGAUGUUCUCGUCCCUGCUCGGGAACGACAAGGUGGACGCAGCAACAGCUAUCGGGUACACCGCUUUGGCAGCUAUACUCGGCAUUCCCGACCCAACUGUCGGAAGUGCUGGAACACAACAAAAUGAUGCCUAUGCCAGUCUGUCGCCAGACCGGAGGGAGCUGCCACCAACUCCUGGUCAAUUGACCUUUGCAGCUCGCGAUUCGUCGCUCCCACCAACGAAACCACGUGCCAUGCCUAUAGAAGGCACACAACCACGAUAUCCCGAUACACCGUCCAGCGCCGAAACGUCGAGGACGACGAACAUGUCAUACCUGAGUGACCGCAGCUCUGUCAUGAUGCAGCCUGGCGACAACGGUUCUGACAUCACAUCUCUCAUGUCGAUGGUGCGAGAACAGGAAGAUCUUACACAGUUCCACGACAGAAUUUCUAAGCAGGCGAUACGGAUCAAGCUUGAUCCUGCUCAGAUGCACCGACGAGCUCCAUCGAAACGCAGUGUCAAUGGAACACCAGAGUCGGCGAGAAAUGCACUUGUGAGCGCCAUGCAGCAAAAAGAUCACAAGAUGGUCGAGCAUCUUCUCGACAGCGGCGUGCCUCCGGAGCAAGGUCUGCUCAAGGAAGCGUUGAUCACACACGAUCUGGGUACUGUUCGAUUGUUCUUGCUCUAUGGCGCAGACCCCAAUGCGCGAGACAAAGAUGGUUCGACGCCACUCUAUACAGCGACGGGAUCGUCGUUCUACGAGGCGGCUACGCUGCUUGUGAAGUAUGGCGGUGAUAGCAAUAUCAGCACUGGCCCAUACGGCGAGAGCCCGUUCGCUGUGUCCUUGACGAACAGCAAAGCACACUUUGCACAGCUCUACCUGCAGCACGGCGCUGACCCAAAUGCCGACAUGGGCAAUGGCGAGACCGCUUUCACACAAUCGAUGAAUAAGCACACUCCAGCGACUCUCGUCGAGUUGAUGCUCGUCUACGAAGCGGAUCCAAACAAGAAGAACGCACGCGGCGAAACGCCCCUCUUCAAGGCUAUCACCGCUGAGCGACACGAUCUGGUGACAUACUUGCUAGAGCAUGGCGCCGAUGCCAACAUGCCUGGCCCAAAGAUUGUGCUCUGGCCUGCUGUGCACCAACCGAACAUGCUCUCGAUCUUGCUCGAACACAAGGCGGACCUCCGCCGCGCUCCUGGACUUCUCGAACUGGCGACAUCCAUCAACUCUCGCAAAGCGAUCGACAUCCUCCUCAAGUACGGCGCAGACCCCAACGCAAAGAAGGACGGCAUCUACACACCACUCUGCUCUGCUAUCCGCGACAACCAUGAAGAUCUCGUCGAUAUCAUGCUCGCAGCAGGCGCAGACCCCAACCUUCCAGCGCUGGAACACCCAACUUACAAGUGUGUGACAUACCAUCGCACACACAUGCUCCCCAUCAUCGUUGCCGCAGGUGCAGACCUUCAUAAGCCCAAAGGCCUCAUCGAGCACGCCGUCCAACACAACGAUCGCGAUGCUCUCGUCUACCUCAUCGACCACAAAGUCGACAUCAACGCCCGCAGCGUCAACACCGGCCACACAGCCCUCACAACCGCCAUUCGCGAGAACAAACUCGAACUCAUCGAUUUCCUGCUUUGUCACGGCGCCGAUCCGGGCGUCCGCGGUCAAGAAUGGCCCAUCGCUAUCGCUGUCAAACAUCCUGAAAUUCUGGCAAAACUCCUCCCAUAUAUUCCCACAACCAAAAUCAUCAAAGGAGCGCUCGAAAUGGCCGUCGUGGCAGACCAGCUCGAAAGCGUCAAAUUAUUACUCGCCAAGGGUGUCGAUGUGGAAGAGAAGAAUGGCGGUGUUUUCAGUCCACUCACCACAUCGAUCCGAGAGAACCGAAAGGAGAUCUUCCGAUUCUUGGUUGAUCAGGCAGGCGCGGACCCAAACUCUCCUGGAGAGCAUUUGCCUAUCAUCAAAGCUAUCCGCCGCCACCGCGAAGACGACAUGUCCUACAUCCAACAUCUCCUCACCAAGGGCGCCGACAUCAACCUCAUGUACCGUGGCUGGAACGCCGUGCUCCAAGCACUCGAUAACGGUGAUUUGAAAAUCUUACAAUUGCUCGCGAGAGAAGGUCAUCCAGAUCUCUCCGCUCGCGGAGAAGAUGGAAGGAGUGUGGCGGAAGUCAUGCAUGAGCGCGGACUAGAUGAGGAAGAGAAGAUUUUGAAAAGUGGAGGGGGUGAGAGUAGCAAUGGGCAACGGGUGAGCGAUCAGAGGGAUAUGAAACAUGCUUUGAGCUCUUUGAGGGAACUUGUGCUUUGA